AUCUUAAUUCAUUAACAUUUUCUCCGUUCGCUAUAUAUCGAUGCAAGUAGCACCGCACAAAAUCUCGUUCGUAAAGUCGUAUUCGUGGGCGACGUAUAAAGUCGCGGACGGUUCGUGUCCGCGCCUCAGUCGGCGGCCGUGCCUUCUGUACCCGCGCGCGUGCCGUCGUAUCCGUCAGAAUCCUCCGCAUCUCGCGAUUUCGAGAGAAAACACCGAGACGAGAAACCGGGACUGAACGGAGUUACAAUUUACGGAGAGAAGACGUUCUCUUCGAAUCUCGUCCCUUUUCUCUUCUUAAAAAUUCCAUCGCAGAAAGUUUGAUUAAUUCACGCGAAGUGAAUCGGAAACGCGUCACAAGAUGCGAGUCCUGACCGUGUUGAUCCUCGGGCUACUAAUCGUCUGCGUUGUCGAGGGUAGCGUCAUCCACGACGAAGCCUUAACUGCGAGCCUGCAAGAUGUGUGGUAUGAAGAUGAGUUUAUUAUCGCCUUGUCCAACAUCAAAGUCAGGAAGAAAGCCGGCAAUUCGGUUGAGACUCUAUUGGCCAUAAAGUAUAAACAGACGAAAACCAAAAUGGUGCUCAUACUGGAUCGACGAACAAAGCGCGUUAUACUCGAGAGCCACGACAAUAACGGCCGACGCAGCACCGCGUACGUCAACGUAGACUCCCUCUCGGUGAACACGCCUGUGAAGAACCUGAUCAUCCAGGUGCACCAAAAGCCACUCAAUGCCCGCGUGGAUGUGUACGCCGAUUGCGUCUACGAGGGCUCUAUACCGCUCAAGAAAACCUUCCGCAACAUAGCCGAGAGCGAGGACAGCCCGUUCACAGAAGUGUUUAGAGAACGAACAUGUCGGACGAAAGUGUAUCACCUCAACAUCAUCGAGGUGCUGAAGAAGGAACAGUGUCCCGAUAAUCUAAUCGAUCUACUGCAGAUUUCGAUAUUUGAAAAUGCGCAACAGCUGAACCAUACGAAAAUUACCGAUCGACCUGACAGGACCGACGGUGGAUCGGAUACAUCGGAUCAGAAUAACAAUUCUACACCGUCCAUUGGCCAAAACAGCUCAAAACAUCCCAAUCAUCGUCCGGAUGACACAAAAAUUCCCGGUCAGAAGAAUGACCGCGAUCGUCCGAAUGAUCGCGACCGACCAAACAAGAAGCCGCGACCUCCAGGAAGCAAUAAAAAACCUUCCGAUCAGUUCUCACAACCUGACAAAGCGGAUCAGAUAGAUAAACUUGAUUAUCCAGAAUUUCCCUCUUCACCGUUUAAUUUCCAACCGUUGCAUUCUACCACGGGAUAUCGCCCUACAAAGAAAUCUCAAUCGAAUACAAGACCCAAUGGAUCAAAUCAAUAUGGCCCUAAUAAACCUGGAGGAUUGGAUGAGGCUAAUGGUCUUGACUAUCCAGAUGAGUCUUAUUCUUCACCGUUACCUUCGAAGAUUCCUCUACGUCCCAACAAACCAUCGAACGGUGGAUCGGACGGAUCUGACGGAUCGAAUCCAUAUAAUUCUAACAAGAAUUCUUUUCCAACAUCAAAUGAGUUUGAUGAGUUCGGAUCUCCCGAUAAUCUUAACCGACCUGAUCGAAGUCCACAAAUACCCGAUAAAUAUGAUUAUCCGGAUGAUACGCACGUGUCGUUACCUAAUAAAAAGCCCGCAAGAGGCGACAUUGGAAUCCAGAGCCUGGAUGAAAGAGUCUGCCAGACCGACGAUCGAAUCGUGAAAACCUUGAACGAAUUAAUCAACGUCACCAGGAAACUCGGGAGGGAACUAGAACUAAAUAGGCAGGAAACACAACAUCUUCGUCGAUUGAUCGAAAACUGCGCGGCGUGUCGUACACCCAUCGUGCCAUCACCGCCGCUCACGUGCGAUCCUUCACCGUGCUACCCCGACGUCGAAUGCCGUCAGACAUCGAGGGGACCUCAGUGCGGCCCCUGUCCCCGCGGUUAUACCGGAAACGGACGGACCUGCACCAAAAUCAACGUCAUCACCUGCAUCAACCGGCCGUGCUUCCAGGGAGUGCGUUGCUACGAUGCCACCGACGGUUACAAAUGCGGUAGAUGUCCCAUUGGAUACGUCGGCGAUGGCGAAAGAUGCGACAGGCAUAGAAACCCUUGCGAAACUCAUCCCUGCCAUCCGGAAGUCAAGUGCUAUCCGAUUUACAGUCCACCAUAUUUCAAAUGCGGUCCGUGUCCAUUGGGAUAUGUGGGUAACGGCACGGUCUGUCACGACGCCAACGAAUGCGAGCUGGCUCGACCUUGUUUUCCCGGAGUACGGUGCAUCAAUCUCCAUCCCGGAUACAGAUGUGACAGAUGUCCGCCAGGUUACACCGGACCUACGACGGAAGGUGUCGGUAUUGAGAUGGCCAAGACAAAAACACAAAUUUGUCGGGAUAUAAACGAAUGCGAAAUCAACAACGGCGGAUGCCAUCGUGAUUCGGAAUGCAUCAACACGGAGGGAUCCUAUAGAUGUGGUCGCUGUAAACCCGGCUACAUUGGUAAUCAAACAGUGGGAUGUCAUCUUCAACAAGAUCUCUGCCCGGAUAUGGUAACAGUCUGUGACAUCAACGCCAAUUGCAUUGCCGUGUAUUUCAACGAAUAUUCGUGCAAGUGUCGCACCGGUUGGGCCGGAAACGGAUUCACCUGCGGUCCUGACAUCGAUAGCGACGGUAUCCCCGAUAAGAGUCUGCACUGCCACGAUCAUCGCUGUCGUGUCGACAAUUGUCCGACGAUACCGAACAGCGGGCAAGAGGACACCGACGAGGAUGGAAUUGGCGAUGCUUGCGACGACGACGCCGAUAAUGACGGCGUAUUGAAUAAUGCUGACAAUUGUAUAUAUCUUUAUAAUCCGAAUCAAAUGGACAUGGACAAAGACAAGAUCGGCGACGAGUGUGACAACUGCCCGACAGCUCCGAAUCCGAAGCAGCAAGACUUAGACGACGAUAGCAUAGGCGAUGCGUGCGACAGCGAUAUAGACGGUGACGGUAUCGAAAAUAUUCAGGAUAAUUGUCCCAUGGUGAAGAAUCCUAAUCAGCGUGACACCGACAUGGACGGCAUCGGCGAUGCUUGCGACAAUUGUCCGAGUAUUAGCAAUCCCGAUCAGGCGGACACUGACGGCGACGGCGUCGGGAACGUUUGCGACACCGACACGGAUUACGACAGGGACGGUGUUCAGGACGACAGGGACAAUUGUCCGGAUGUGGCGAAUCCCGGACAGAACGACCUCGAUCACGAUAACAUCGGCGACGAAUGCGACAAUGACAUUGACGGCGAUAAUAUAAUCAACGGGAUCGACAACUGUCCUUAUGUGUACAAUCCGGAUCAGCUUGAUAUUAAUCACGACGGUAUCGGCGAUGCCUGCUGGAAUGACAACGACAACGACACGAUUAUCAACUCCCGCGACAACUGCCCCAACAAUAGUUUAAUAUGGGCGACGGACUUUCGGAAAUACAAGACCAUCCACCUCGAUCCGUUCGGCACAUCGCAGGAAGAUCCUGCAUGGAGAAUUCAUAACGACGGAGCUGAGAUUUGGCAGCUUCUCAAUAGCGAUCCUGGAAUCGCUAUAGGGCCGGAUGUGUUUACUGGCGUCGAUUUCGAGGGAACCUUUUACAUCGAUGACAAUGACGACGACGACGAUUUCGUGGGCUUCGUUUUUGGCUAUCAGGAUCCUCGACAUUUCUACGUUGUUACCUGGAAGAUGGGCGCGCAGGUCUACUGGAUAGGGUCUCCGUUCCGCGCCCAAGCCGAAUCCGGGAUUAUAUUAAAGCUCGUUCAAUCCGAAACUGGACCGGGCGAGAUGCUCCGAAAUAGUCUUUGGCACAUGUACGAUACUCCCAAUCAGGUGAAGGUUCUCUGGAGAGAUCCAAAGAAAAUGGGCUAUCAGCAAAGGGUGUCGUACAGAUGGUAUUUGACACAUAGGCCAAAGAUUGGCCUGAUCAGAUUCUGGUUAUAUCAGGGGACGCAAUUAGUAACUGAUUCCGGAAAUUUAUUCGACUCGACUUUGCAAGGCGGUAAAAUAGGUGUCUAUUGUUUCUCGCAGGCUGGAAUCAUCUGGUCUGAUUUACUGUACAAGUGUGAAGAAACUGUGCCUCGAUCCAUAUGGGACGAAUUACCUGAUAAACUAAAGAAAGAAGUUCAAGUGGGAAUUGAAGCAGGUCACCAACAGCAAAUAACAAAACGAAUGAAUUACGAUUUCUAAAGCAGAUUCUCGGUGAAAAGAACGAGUCAAUAAAGAGCGCAGGGAUUACGAGAAAAUUUAAAAGUCUCCGUAAUUUUAAUUCUGAAAUAAUCAUGGAGCCAUAUCUAUGCGAAUUAUAAUAUUUGCUAUAAUCAAUCGCCAAAUUACAAUUCUUUGUGAGAAGUUUUGUACAUUUCUUAGAUAUAUAUAGACAUUUUGUAACACAGUUAUUUAAUAUUGCAGAAUAUAUGUGUGAAUAUUA
Messenger RNA from Formica exsecta, 4433 nucleotides. RefSeq names its product cartilage oligomeric matrix protein (gene Tsp). The record is from RefSeq and is a predicted model, not a curated record. Gene Ontology annotation, biological process: cell adhesion. Gene Ontology annotation, cellular component: extracellular region. Gene Ontology annotation, molecular function: calcium ion binding. Lineage: Eukaryota; Metazoa; Arthropoda; Insecta; Hymenoptera; Formicidae.